This is a messenger RNA of Hydatigera taeniaeformis, 360 nucleotides long. Lineage: Eukaryota; Metazoa; Platyhelminthes; Cestoda; Cyclophyllidea; Taeniidae. The record is from the annotation of a GenBank genome assembly.
AUGGCGCUUCCCUUCUGCCUCAUCAUGCUGGCUGUCCCCACCUUGGCCGCAGGAACAGCAGGCGAAGAUCGUGAGGUGACGAUGACGAAAAACGAAGUGUCACCGGAAUCGCCUCUCUCGCAGUACUUCCAUUGGCGUCACGUGGCUCCUUACAGCUAUGAGUUAGGCUGGGACGUGGACAAACUGGCCUCACUUGCCGCCAAUCGGAUUGAUGUAUUCAUGGUGGUCGCCGAGUCAUUUGACUCUCCAAAUAAACGUACCGCCAACUUCUCACAGGGAGCGGUAGUUAUGGAGAAGGUACGGCCUAGCACACUGUACGUUGCUAGGCUGGAUGCACUGAAGGACAAGACCAAAGUGUGA